UUUUUUAAAUAGCGGGACUCUGAUAAAAUUUCGUGCACUCCUCAACAUCAAAAGUACUUCAGACUGAGGAGAGACAAGUUGUGAAAGUUGAUCCAGCCAGAGGAAAAAAAAAUUGAAAAUGUCUAAGAGGCCAGCAAAGAGUGAGAAAAGCGCAAAAAUCCGAAAAAUCAUCAAUGCCCCCACGGAGCCCCCCAAAGUGGAAAUUGCCGAAGGAGUGUGGAUGCCGACACUUGGCCUUGGAACGUACUCUCAACCGGAACAGCUGCAGGCAACAAAAUGGGCCAUUAGCAUGGGGUAUCGCCUAAUUGACACAGCCGAGAUGUACCGGAAUGAGGUGACUCUGGGCAAAGCCAUCAAGGCAAAGAUCAACGAAGGUGUUGUGAAACGAGAAGAUCUCUUUAUUGUCUCCAAGGUGUGGAACUACUCGCACCGUGAGACGGAAGUUGUAGAAUCAUGCCAGCGAAGUUUGGAGCGUCUUCAACUCGAUCAGCUUGAUCUCUACCUCAUACACUCCCCAAUUGGUUUCAACUUCCACAACGAAGACGUCAUGUUUCCCUACAAGGAAGACGUAGGAGGCGAAAAGAUUCUCGAUAGCAAUGAAAUAGAUUACCUUGAGACAUGGCGCGGGAUGGAGAAAUGCCACGAAUUGGGCCUCGUACGGAGUAUUGGAUUGUCCAAUUUCAAUUCCAAACAAAUUGACAGAAUUCUCGAAAAUUGCACCAUCAAACCGGCAGUUUUGCAAAUUGAACUCAACCCUAUGAUCACUCAGAAGGAACUCCUAAGGUACUGCGCCGGAAAGAAGAUCACCGUCCAGGCGUUCACACCAAUUGGGCGUCCACGGCCAAACACUAGAGAUCCACGCUACCUCUAUGAUGCUCGUGUUGUAAGAAUUGCAAGGAAAUACAAAAAGACAACGGCUCAAAUCGCCCUCAGAUAUAUCCUCGACGUCGGUGCUUGCCCCAUUCCCAGAUCAGUGUCAAAGAAGCAUCUUCAGGACAACAUAAAUGUUUUUAAUUUCAGGCUUACUCCUGCGGAAAUUGCCGUAAUGGAUAGAUUCAACGAAUCGAGACGUCUUCUGAGGUUCGCCUGUGCAAAGGGGCACAUAUAUCACUUUUUAAGAAUAGAGGAAAUUGAGGCUCGUGAUUUAUUGAUGGUAGAUGAUGAAGAGACGGAGGAAGAGGAAGAAGCGGAAGAAGAGGAAGAAGCGGAAGCAGAGGAAGAAGCGGAAGCAGAGGAAGAAGCGAAAGCAGAGGAAGAAGCGGAAGCAGAGAAAGAAGAGGAAGCGAUGGACACGUCUGAAGAUUCGGAAAAGCCAGAAGUGAAGGCCGUAAAGACAAGGUCGAGAGCGUCAAGAAGGAAGAAAAUUAUGGAAGCGGCAGCAGGACCGUCCAGAGCAGCAGGACCGUCCAGAGCAGCAGGACCGUCCAGAGCAGCAGGACCGUCCAGAGCAGCAGGACCGUCCAAAGCAGCAGGACCGUCCACUGCGCCAGGAACGUCCAAAGCGGCAGGAACAAGCAAAAAAUCAAAAGCAGCCGAAAAGACUAAAGGAGCGAAAGCAUCAGAAGUGGCUACAGCAUCAGAAGCACCUUCAGGAUCAAAAGCGACUACCAGAUCAAGAGCGGCUACAGUAUCAGAAGCACCUUCAGGAUCAAAAGCGACUACAAGAUCAAGAGCGGCAACAACAUCAGAAGCACCUUCAGGAUCAAAAGCGACUACAAGAUCAAGAGCGGCUACAGUAUCAGAAGCACCUUCAGGAUCGAGAGCUACUACAAGAUCCAAAUCAGCUACAAGACCAAAACCGACUACAGGAUCGAAAGCAAAAAAAUCACCGAAAGGGCCCAAAGGAACCAAAGGUUCGAAAAGCAAAAAAUAAUUUUUUAAAUGUGAAAAUUGAUGAUUUCUAAUGAUGAUGAUCCAUGGAAAAAAAAUAAAUAAAGAUUGAUGUAAAUUGUAUAAAUGGUUCAAAGUUUUUAUAAAAAAUAAAUGUAAUUUUGUGGUAA
Lutzomyia longipalpis is the source of this 2000-nucleotide messenger RNA. RefSeq names its product aldo-keto reductase family 1 member B1-like. Bases 119 to 1873 code for a protein of 584 amino acids. Lineage: Eukaryota; Metazoa; Arthropoda; Insecta; Diptera; Psychodidae. Gene Ontology annotation, cellular component: cytosol. The transcript is spliced from 3 exons. The record is from RefSeq and is a predicted model, not a curated record. Gene Ontology annotation, molecular function: aldose reductase (NADPH) activity.